This is a messenger RNA of Ictalurus punctatus (channel catfish), 5040 nucleotides long. Its product is annotated as FYVE, RhoGEF and PH domain-containing protein 5. Bases 326 to 4426 code for a protein of 1366 amino acids. The transcript is spliced from 21 exons. NCBI's taxonomy places the organism in Eukaryota, Metazoa, Chordata, Actinopteri, Siluriformes, Ictaluridae. The record is from RefSeq and is a predicted model, not a curated record. Gene Ontology annotation, molecular function: guanyl-nucleotide exchange factor activity; metal ion binding. Gene Ontology annotation, cellular component: cytoplasm.
UAUACUGAAUAAAAGAAUCGACCUAAACAAUUUGUUUACGUGCUGUUAUUAGCUAAGGCAGACAUCCUAUAGCUCGCUAUUUUUGCCGGUUAUCUUUUCCUCAGGAAGCUCAGAGAGACAGGCGCCUCCCAUCACACUCCCAAUCUCACCACUGCUAUAUCCCACUAUACUGCUUUAUAUACAAUACUGACACAGGCUGUUCAACCUGUUAAACGGUAUAACAAUUAUUUAUAUUUUGCUCAUUAUGUCUACGGAUUUAUUUUUACCUUUAACUUGUGUAUGAAACUGGCGUUUCCGGAGGAUACCGCUUAAUCAUGUGGAAAAUAUGAGUGCAGAAUUACGGGAGCAGUACAUGAAUCCCAAAACCCAGAUCCAAGCCCAGUGUCUUCCCAAUGGGCAAUUUGGUCUAACAGUUCCUGGAAAAUGCUGCCAGAAUCAGGGAUGUAAACCACCUCUUUUCUCCAAAGCAAGGUCAAACCCAACACAGGGUCAAAGUUUUAAUAAUUAUCUGAAGAGACACAUUAACAAAAACCUAAGGACUGCUAAUUCAGAACAGCACGUACUGAAAAACUAUAGGAAGGAAGUAUGGACACCGUGGGAGGAAUCACGACUGACUGAGGAUGUGGAACAAAAACCAUGGAAAGACAUAAAAUGUAAAGAGGGGUCUAUGCAAUGGGAGGCGCUUGCACAAGCAGAUCAGGAAGAACAAGACGACAUACUAGAACAGUUGGGCUGUGGGGAGGAGCUGGCACAGGAGAAUGGGCUAGAUUGGCAGGUGGGUUUAGAACAGAGGGAGGGAUUUAACUUAUGUGAAGGACAAGGCUCAGUGAAACUUCUCUCUGACUCCUACAGUAAAGCAAAGGAGGAUAUGCAAGGCAUGGAGGGACAGCUAGAUAUAGAAGAUGAAAGGAAGGAAGAGGGUGUGAAUAGUAAAAAAAGAUCACUUAUGACACCUGUUGAUUCCAUGCUCUCAUCUACAUACUCAUUUCAUAAGCAAAUAGUGCACAAAGAUGGAAUAAACCAAAACAAAACUCUAACACCAGUAAUGUUGUCUGACAAAACAUAUACUAAUGACCUGUUCACUGAUCAAAAAUUUCUAAAUGGAAUUUAUCCAAAUAAUAUUUACAUAAAUGGACUCAACACAGAUGCUUUGACAUCAGACCGAACCGACAUAGUCACCAUGUUCCCAGAGGUGUUUGAUGCAGGUGAGGCAUUGGCAGAUGCUGAUGGCUUUUCAGAGUGUGAUCUCUUAGAACAUAUUGUACCCUCUUGGAAGUCAGGGGUUGAAGAUGUGGGUGACUGUGGAGAUACAGUAAUGCCGCCUGUGGAAGAGGACUCAGAGAUCUUGAGUGGAUCAUUAUGUACUUUUGGGGAGGAGGGCAGUGAAGCGGUAGAGGAACAGGAACAAAAGGAGCAGGUGAAAAACCUUUCAUUGUACAAAAAUUCUCAUUCAGAUCCAACAGUUUAUCCAAAAUCUGAACGAGAAGCUGAAAUACUCUCUGAGUUUUCUGAUUAUUGCUUCUCUUCAUUAUGCUCAUCUGAGUCUGAGGUGACCUCAGAUGAAGUAGAAAGAACUGAGACCAAACAAAAUCAUGAAAAUGCUCAGGAUGGGCCAGAAUCUGAACAAGCUGUAUCAUCUGAGUUCAAAGCAGGUAACUGCAGUAUAACUUCUAUACCAAGUGUCUCCUCCGUUGUUUCUCUACAACCUGAAGAGCAAACGUCACAGCAGAUGCAAGAGGACCAUCAUGAUGUUCAAGAGGUAGAAGGAGAAGACAUUCUAUGUAGUAAGACUGUUAUGGGAACAAAGCUGUUAGAAGAGCAUGUGUAUGAAGAAACUGAGCCAAAGUUCCAUUCCAAAGACUUUUUGCAGAGCAGGAAAUAUUUAAUGACUCGCUCCAUAUCUGUGGAAACCCCCAGACUGGAUCCAUUGAGUACCACAAUAUCAGGAAAAGGACGUUUAAUGCUACACCCACAGACGUACUACACACGACAUAAUUGUCUUGGAGAUAGUUUGCCUGUUUUGACUGGUUCAUUAGGAUGUCUCUCACCAGGAAGUCCUUGCCCUCCUGCUAUGGACAUACCACCUCCUUUUGAGCUGUCUUCCAUCACAAGACGACCAAUCCGAAAGAGUACACCUGCUCUGCCAAAUGAUGUGACGGCCUGCAAUAGGAAACUUGAUUUUGGCCUUAAACGUUACUUCUUACCUUUACGGUUUCUGAGGAAAACUGAAAGAAGGACAGAUAGUCGCUCAGUGUCAUCAAGGUCCUCUUCAGAAUCAAGUCCACAGGGCUCUUGCCGGAGGUUAAAUUUAAUAAGGCAAUGUACAGAAAGCCCUGAGCUUCACAGGGCACAUGACAGUUCAGUACCAUCAUCCCCAUCUUCUGUUCGUUUACACAAGAACAUGCACAGGCCAGGUGUAAGCACACCUUUGAAUAACAAUUUUGGGUCAGCUAGUCCCAACUCAUGGGAUAUGGUAAGAGUGGAGUCAGAUAAUUUGAUCCACUCCCUUUUUCUACAACCCUUCCCCCUUUCCAAACCUCGGUCUUUCUCUUCCCCCAAUGUGGACUCAUCAAUUUAUGAGAAUGUUCUAAACACAAGUCCCCACUAUGAAAAUGUGCAGGUCCGCCUCUUAUCACCCUCCAAUCAGAGUCAACGAAACCAGAGUUCAGCCAAUGACACUGAUGGUUACGUGGAUAUGAGCAGCCUAUCAAGCUUUCAGAGCAAAAGCUCAGCAAACGAGCAAGAGACUGAGAGUGCUUACACAAUCUGCUCUCCUAUGGUGAGGUCAGAUGGAACAGUGAGUGUAUCUGUAGGUGUAGUCUGCACAAAAGAGGAGGAGAAAAAAGCACCCGAAAGACUGACUGUUAAUUGUUCUAGAGCAUUUUACACUGUGAAAGAGCUGCUGGACAGUGAGGCACAGCAUGUAAACACUUUAAACCUUCUAAAUGAGACUUUAGGUGCAGAUGAGCAGCUGAUGAAACUUUGGAGUGAUUUACCCGCAGUUUCUUCACUCCACCAAGACCUCCACACUCAACUGGAAUGCCGAAUUAAAGAGUGGGAUCAGAAGGAAGGCAUUUCUGACAUUCUCUUGGCCAAGAAAGCAGAGUUUUCAGUUUUCUCUUCCUUUAUUAGCCAGCAUGACUCCAAAGUGAUGACUAUGGAGCAGAUGGAGAACACACAGCUGGACAUCAGCGCUCUCAAACAGCAGUUGCUGCAAGUGAUAGCACGAGUCCUACAAUACCGCAUGCUUCUAACAGAUUAUAAAAAUAAUCUCUCACUAGUCUCCAGAGAGUAUGAGGAUACACAAGCUGCUCUGUUGAUGGUCUCGGAUAUAGCUGAUCAGGCAAAGGACAGCCUCAAGAAUGGAGCAGAUCUCAUGCGUCUGGUCAAUAUCGAGCACAAUGUUCAAGGACUAAAGAACCUGCUUCAGCCCGGGAGGGUGUUUGUGAAGGAGGGAACCCUGAUGAAGGUCAGCAGGAAGUGCAAACAGCCACGUCAUCUAUUCUUGAUGAGUGAUAUAAUGCUUUACACUUACCCCCAACAAGAUGGCAAAUACAGACUCAUUAACACUUUAGCACUGACAGGGAUGGAGGUUACUAGACAUUUGAUUGAAAAUACUCAGAAUGCCUUGAAGAUUCAGGUGAAAGACAUUAGUAUCACACUUUUAGCAAGCUCUUCUAUUGAGAGGGAUAAUUGGUUUGUUACGCUGAAUCGGACAGUAGCUGACCUUGGCUCACUAUUGAUUGAACCCCCUGGCUGUUUUGAGGUUGGGGAGAAGUCAGGGGUAUGUCUCGGGGAGAACGCGCCACCUCUGGUCUCCGUUUCCCAGGUAGCAGUGUGUAUGAACUGCCCUGUCCAUUUCAGCCUAACACACCGAAGACAUCACUGCCAUGCCUGUGGAAAGGUUGUGUGCAGAGACUGCUGCAGGAACAAAGUCCCCCUGAAAUACAUGAAGAACAGACGAGCCAAAGUGUGUGAUAAGUGUUACAGUGAGCUUUGCAAGAAUGAAAGUGAUGUUGCUAUGCUAAUGGAAAGCUCCAGUCGGCCACUGUCUGCCGUUUUCCAGAACAUUCACCCAGCCAGUCUGUGGAGGAGCCGCAAAGGCCACUUAUCCUUCAACCAGGUAACAGGAUCAGAUGGUGAGAUGAGUGGGACUCUGCAGAGGAGUCGAAAUAGUAAGCGAAGCUGGAAGAGUCUGUGGUUUCUUCUUAAAGAUAAAGUGCUUUAUACAUAUCCACAGCCUGAGGAGAGGGUUGCAUGUGAGUCCCUUCCUCUUCUAGGUUUCUCAGUAAAGUCUGAGAGUGAAGGAGUGAGCAGUGUGUUUCAGCUCUACCACAACACUACACUCUAUUACACAUUCAAGGCUCAGGAUACACACACAGCACAGAGGUGGGUGAGUGCCAUGGAAGAGGCCACGGUCCUAUAGCAGCUGCCAAGCCAUACAUGAAGAACUGCACUGAUGAGAUGAAAACUUAAAUCCAUCCAAACAUGAGCUUCUUUCCUUCCAAAGAUGAACUAUCAUCACAAGACAAGUUUUAUGAUGGGUUCAACUAAGUCCUGUUAUUUAUUAGCAGAGAAGGAGGCACAAAGUCAAGAAACACCAUGUCCUAAUUUCCUAACACAAUAAUAACAUUUACACAUUAACAUUUUAUUUCCUUCUGGUGAACAAAAUGUAUAGUUUUGAUCCUCUGUGUAAACUUAUUGCUAAAAUUUAAAUCAUCACAAGUGCCAUGUCAAAACAAAUUAAGCAUUUAUUUCCAAACACAGAACCACAGGUGCAAGCUGCACAAAUUGCUAAAUCUAUAUAUGAUUACUGAUCAUUUGUUCAUUUGUUGUGUUCUGAUAUUUAUAAAUGUAAUUAGUGUAUGUUUUAUAUUAAUUGCAUCUUGUAGCAGGACCCACUGCAAUUGAGACUUUUGGGUUUUCCAUAAUAAACAUUUUAAAUGAAAGGAUAAGCAUUUAAAAAUCAAUUAGUCUACAUUAUGUGCAGUUCGUCAAAUCAUUUAUAUAAAUCUACAAUAAAGAUGAUUUGUAAGCCUG